Colossoma macropomum (tambaqui) is the source of this 6483-nucleotide messenger RNA. It is a transcript of the gene mov10b.2, whose product is annotated as Moloney leukemia virus 10b, tandem duplicate 2. Bases 366 to 3425 code for a protein of 1019 amino acids. The record is from RefSeq and is a predicted model, not a curated record. Gene Ontology annotation, molecular function: 5'-3' RNA helicase activity; RNA binding; ATP hydrolysis activity. NCBI's taxonomy places the organism in Eukaryota, Metazoa, Chordata, Actinopteri, Characiformes, Serrasalmidae. The transcript has 22 exons.
CAUUCGCCAUCUUUGUUUUUUGCUCUAACGGACUACCGCCUGUGGGCACCAGGUGGCGCUUUUUCCACCUUUCGCUUUAUUCCGCACCUGUACUAUCACCCUGAAACUUCUCAGGUUGGAUAAAACCAUCAAAACUCAACAUUUAUGGCUCAGUAUGUUUUCUUACUGCAUUAAACUUGUGUGAAUUCCUGUUUUGUUUCAGUUUCUCCUGAGAAUUUGUCUCAUCUUCAGAGCUGAGCCUUAGGUUUCGUUUCACCGUUAGAGUCUGGUCUUCUGAGGAAUAGACGUUUGCAUGCCAAGUCUGUUAACCAGAUCACAUCCGCGUUAGCAGUCCGUCCAGCAGUAGUAGUCCAUAACUUCACAAAAUGAGUAGGAAAAACAGAAAUACGCGACUUCCAGCUCACAUCCACUCAGUUGGCCUUGACUUUAUAGAAUUUCUGCAUGAGACGAAGAGGAUUGGCAUCACCGACAGGGCUCAAAUUCAGGAAAUCUACAACAGCGAGUUCAAACUCAGAGAGAGGGAUGGUAUCAAAGAUCCCAGAUUCUCCUCAGUCCUCUAUGCGCUCAGACAGGACAGCAAAGCUCGGGUCAGCAGGAAUGGACGGGUUUACCUCAGCAGGAAUGUGCGAGUGGUGUUACGGGACCAGUGGUGGAGACCUCGUAACAGGCAGCAGAGUUCCAACAGAAGCUCUCCUCUGCCACCUAAUGGCCCAGACGCUUCUUCUUCUUCCACUCCCUCAACCCCUGGACCUGAGGGUGGUGUUAGAGCCAGAAGGAAACUAGCUAGGGAAAUCCUCAACAAGCUGAAAAAUGACAGGUCAGAGUUUGUGGCUGAUAAAAAUGGAAUUCACAUCAGCUCUGAAACAGAGAUGGUAGAUGGCAAAAUCUGCUUCUGUGUGGAGCGUGAAGAGGUUUAUGAGCAGAGGCUUUUUGUGGAGAACAGGGGAACGGGUAGUGUUUACUUCACCUACUAUUCGCCACUUCACUGGAUACACUGCUUCACGUUUGAGGACCCUGGGAGAGUGACGCGCAGCAAUCCUGUGCACCUCAGCCCUGGUAACACGUAUGAGAUCAAAGUGAAGUUCCGUGCAGAGCAUGUGGGUUUUUACAGGGUUACGGUGGCCUUUGAGUUCAAACCGAGCAUGCAGCCGUCCUCCAGACCAUUCCACAUCGUGCGCUUUAUUGAGGCAGAGUUCAGGACACAGUUGGCUGCAGAGCUGGCACCCGUCGAGCGCUACAGACAUCCCAAAGUGAGCAGUGUCCAAGCUGUGAACUUUAGUGUGGACGAAGGAAUGCAACCAGAGGGCCUGGCCAUAAAUCAUCUUAAAAAUGAGGUCCUGUUGCUGCAGUACAAAUGUCCAUCUUACAUCAAUGAUCUGACGGCAUUCCUGAAAAACUGUUCAAGGGCUUCCAGCUCCCAUCUCCAGGAUAUAAAGUCUCUGCUGGAGUCUCCUCUGAGUUUUCAUAACUAUGCAGAGCGCUUCCAAAUGCUACUUUACCUAGAGGAGUCUCAGAUGCAUGUAGAUAUCAAGAGCUACGAUAAGGAAGAUGUCACCAUGAAAAGGGACAAGUCCAAUAAGAAUCUGCUGGUGCUCAAAGUUCCAGGUGUUACUGAGAACCGGCCAUCAGUGCUGAGAGGAGACCACUUGCUGCUCACCAAGAGCAAAGACCUACAUCUGCAGUGUGUUACCAAAUACAAGGGCUAUGUGCACCGUGUAGAACUUGACCAGCUCAAACUGGGCUUCUCUUCAAGGUUCUUGGCCAGCUUCAUAGAUGAUAUGAAGUUUCGGGUGGAGUUCACUGUUAAUAGGCUCCUGAUGAGACUCCAACAUCGUGCUGUGCAGCUAGCUGUCCAGCACAAACUUGAGGAGGUCCUGUUUCCUACAGGGUCAAAGUCCAUGACCACAAGGGCAGAGCUUUCAUUGAGACUCUUUGAUAGAAGCCUGGAGCAGAAUUAUGAACAGUACACUGCCGUGUGCAACAUUGUGGCGGGUGUGUCCAAGCCUGCCCCCUACCUGGUGUUUGGGCCUCCAGGCACUGGCAAAACAGUCACCAUGGUGGAGGCCAUCAAACAGGUGGAGAAGAGUGGUGCAGAUGUGCGUAUCCUGGCGUGUGCCCCCUCUAACAGUGCUGCGGAUCAGCUGUGUGAGAAGUUGCUACAACACGUAGACUCUUACAAAGUCUACCGGAUGUAUGCCUGCAGCCGUGACCCCGAACUUGUGCCCCUUGGUCUGCUGAGUAGCUGUAACCUUAAGGGUGAAAUGUAUGAGUUUCUCAAUAAGGAGGAGCUGAUGGAGUAUACCAUUGUAGUCACUACUGUGUGCACAGCUGGCAGACUGGUCACUGGUGGGUUACCUGUUGGUCAUUUCACUCAUAUCUUCGUGGAUGAAGCUGGUCAUGCUGUGGAGUCUGAGGCCAUUAUUGGCAUAGCUGGUCUGCUGCAUGCAGAGACAGGGCAGCUGGUUCUGGCUGGAGAUCCAAAGCAGCUGGGACCCAUUCUGCGGUCUCCAAUCGCUAUUAAGUAUGGACUAGGUCUGUCCCUUCUAGCGAGAUUGAUGACCAAAAAUCCUCUCUAUCAGAAAGAAGAGACCGGAUUCAACCCUCGCUAUGUCACCAAGCUGCUGCGCAACUAUAGGUCUCACAAGUCCAUCCUUAAGAUUCCUAAUGAGAUGUUCUAUGAUGGAGAGCUGCAGCCAUUUGCAGACGAGUUCAGCACCAGCUUGUACUGCAACUGGGAACACCUUCCUAAGAGAGGUUUUCCUGUGAUUUUCCAUGGCGUGCCUGGGAAAGAUGAGAGGGAGUCAAACAGUCCGUCAUUCUUCAACACCAGCGAGAUCGUUGUCGUCGUCAACUACCUGAAGAAACUGUUGCUGUCACAGGCCAAGAAGGGCAUCGCCAAGAUCUCACCCAGAGACAUCGGUGUCAUCACCCCUUACAGGAAACAGGUGGAGAAACUGAGGAAGGCCAUCAGAACAUGUGAUAAGGAGCUGAAAGCCUACAGGAACAUUGAAGAGCUGAAGGUCGGCUCAGUGGAGGAGUUUCAGGGUCAGGAGCGGAGGGUCAUCAUUGUGUCUACUGUCCGCAGCACUAAUGAAUACAUCAAAAUUGACAAAGAUUUCAACAUUGGCUUCCUUAACAAUGAGAAGAGAUUCAAUGUUGCUAUGACAAGAGCGAGGUCCCUGCUCAUCGUGGUGGGAAACCCCAUCAUUCUCAGCAGUGAUUCCACCUGGUCCAGGUUUAUUGAGUACUGUACUGUUGAGGGAGGCUACACUGGUUUGAACCGUGCCAUUGUAGAAGGCACAGAGGAGGUGGUGGCACGAUUGACAGCUCUCAGCAUUCAAAAGGAGGAUGAAGUGGAUACUGUGAAUACUGAGGAGAGUGUUGUCCAGCAGUACGUAAACCCAGAGUGGAGGAAUGAUGAGUGACAUACACCCACCCUCUCUCUCUCUCUCUCUCUCUCUCUCUCACACACAUUCUUAUUUAAGCUUACAUUCAAUACAAGUGUAUACACAUAAAAAUAUAGUAAAGUGUUAUACACCUAUUAAAAGAUUCACAUAUGAAAGACUACAAUUGUAUAAGGAAGGUUUAUAGAUUAAUAGAAAAUCAGUAUUGACCAUGUUUAAAUGAGUCACUGGUGUAAUAUCAGUGUAAAAUCGCAGGGGAAAUGUUGGGCACUGAAUUAAAAGUUUGUUAAAUUUACAAGUUAUAAUAAUUUAAUGAUGUUCUGUGUUAACAUGAUUCAUAUUUUUUAUGUUGGUCAUCAUGAAAUUUUCUUUUGAAAUUACUUUCACAAUGAAUGUCUUAAUGAAUUACCUUAGUGAACUACCUAGUGUGCUAUAUAUCUCAGGAUUUUAGUUCAGAUUGGUUGCUAUAAAAGACUGAUAGGAAUAUCAUUUCUCAAAAGCACCUAAAAGAAGCAGUGUGGAUCGAAGUAUUUUAGGAGGCGCCAAAUUAGAAUUAAGAAGACAAGAAAAUUGUUGCAUUAUAACUGUAUUUAUCGAGCAUAUUUGUAACUGUAGUACACAAGUGGAAAGUUGUAGGUGAUUUCUUCUGUUUUUGCUAAUUUGUCAUGUUUAAAUGUUUCAGAUCAUCCAACAGAUUUUAAUAUAAGAUAAAGAUGACACGAGUAAACACAAAAUGCAGCUUUUAAAUGAUCAUUCCAUUUACUGAAGAUAAAGAUUUACUUGUGUCACCCAUCUGAUUUACUUACCUGUGUCACCCAUCUGAGUAAUUGCUCCCCUAAAUCUAAUAACUGGUUGUGCCGCCCUUGGCAGUAACAGCUCCAAUCAAACAUUUAAGAUAACUUGCAAGGUGUGUUUUACAUUGCUGUGAAGGAAUUUUGGCCCAGUCUUCUUUGCGUAUUGUUUUAAUUUGGCUGCAUUGAAGGGUUUUCAAGCUUGAACUACACAUUUAAGGUCUUGCCACAGCAUCUUAAUGGGAUUCAAGUUAGGACUUUGACUGGGCCACACCUAAACCUGAAUUUUGUUUCUUUUGAGCCAUUCAGAGGUGGACCUGCCUGUGUGCUUUCAAUCAUUGUCCUUCUGCAUAACCCAACUGCACUUGAGCUUUAGGACACGAAAUGACAGGCAGACAUUCUUCUUCAGGAUUUUCUGAUAGCAGAAUUCAUGGCUCCAUCAGUAAUGACAAGUUAUUCAGGUCCUUCAGUAGCAAAGCAGCCCCAGACCAUCACACUGCCACCACCACGUUUGACUGUUGGUAUGAGGUUCUUAUGGUGGACUGUGGUGUUAGUUUUACGCCAGAUGUAACGGAACCCUUGUCUUCCAACCCUUGAGUUCCACAUUUGACUCGGUCCACAGAAUACAGACCCGAACUAUCCCAAAAGUCUAGGGGGUCUUCUAGAUGAUUUUUGGCAAAUGUGAGAUGGGCUUUUGUGUUCCUUUUGGUCACCAGUAUCUUCCUUAUUGCGGAAUCUGACUGACCCGAACUGAGGCAAGUGAGGCAUGCAGUUCUUUAGAUGUUAACCUGGGUUCUUUUGUGACUUCCUGGAUGUGUUGUCGUUGAGCUCUUGGUAAAGUUUUGGUAGGCCAGCUACUCCUGUCCACUCACUGUUCCAGGUUUUCUCCAUAUGUAUAUAAUGGCUCUCACUGUGGUUUGCUGAAGUCUCUGAACCUUAACAAUGGCUUUGUAACUGUGUCCAACUGUAACUGAUAGAUUUCAAUGACUUUGUUUCGUAUCUGUAUUUGAACCUCUUUAGAAUGUGGCAUCAUGUGCUGCUUUUUGAGACCUUGUAGCCUGCUUCACACUGCCAGACAGGCUGUAUUUAAGUGAUGUUUAGAUUCAGCAGGACUGGCAGUAAUCAUGUCUGGGUGUGGCUAGUGACACUGAACACAAAAAUCAGCUGAAUUUAGUUAACUGGUUGAUUUAGUAGCUAAGGGGGUGAUUACUUUUUCACAUUGGGCCAGGUAGGGUUAAACAGCAUUUUUUCUUCAACAAAUGAAACCAUCAUUUGAAAACAGCAUUUUGUGUUUACUUGGGUUAUCUUCGUCUAAUAUUAAAAGUCGUUUGAUGAUCUGAAACAUUCAAGUGUGCCAAAUAUGCAAAAACAGAAGAAAUUGGGAAGGGGCAAAUACUUUUUCACAGCACCGUAGCCCAUAGCACUUGUAAAAUAAUGUAUAUAGAUUAUGGAAAAACAGUACCAAUUACAUGUUAUGUCAUUUUCAUACUUAAUUCACAUAUUUGGGUUUUCUACUAUUUAGUUAAACUCAGCAAUGCUGUAUGACCAAAGGAUUAGAUUUAACAUGAAAAAUUAAGCAAUAACACCCCAUUUUUAUCCAUAUCGUUUUUGCAAAUUUGAAAUAUUUGUUCAGGCAAGCCAAAAGAACAUUAGGACCAAAGGAACCUGAACAUUUCAGAUAUGGACAUUGCAUGUGAGUUGCUGUAAUAUUGGCAAUAGGGGACUGAGAAAAAGCUUAUGGUAGUUUUAUGCUGGAGAAACACUGGAAGCCUUUUCUACUAGGGUUAGAAUCACACUGACUAAAUGAUAUUUCUAAAUGUGCCUCACUUUGCAAGAAUAAUAUUUAAUUGCAGGCAGAUAAUGGAGUGACUCAGUUUAUCAGAAAUCCUCUCAUCUGCUGUUCUGUGUGCUUUUGUCUUGCUGCUCUGUACCUCCUGUGCCUUAAUUAAAAGUAAGAUGGAAAAGCUGACAGAAGAUAACCGCUUUUUCAUUCAGGAAGGACUGAUUUUACAGACAAAGAAUAAGCCUUAACCUAGACUGAAGAAGAUUUCAAUGUGGAUUUCGUUUUGCUGAAUUAAUGUCUAGAAAACCUGCUUCAUUAGGAAUAAACUAGACUGCCAACUGUCCACAUUCAAGAUUUCUACACAUGGAUAUUAUUUUCCAUAUGAACAUGUAGUAUUUUUAUGCAUGCAGGUGUUUGCUUUAUAGAUCUUUUGUAUAUAACUGUACACAUUGUAAUAUGUAAAUGGUUACCAAAGCAACAUUGUUAAUAUAUAUUACUAAUAAUA